CUAUAUUUGGCUUUAUGUGGCAGAGUACUGUGCAGUAAGGGUUUUAUUUUUUAAGGGAUGGGUGGGUUUGCAAUAAAAGUCUUGCUCAGGCCUCAAAUGUGUGACUCUUUUUAAUGUGACUGGCUAUGAGUGCGUCUUAGUUCAUGUAAUUCUGAGGGAAUAUUAUAGACCUACUGCGUUUUCGUGCAGCAGAGUUCAAUCUACAUGAAUAAAUUAUGAUGCCUGCCUGUGAGAUAGGCUGGGAGGCACUGCAUCUGUCUAUGCACACAAAUGGUCUCUGUGCAGCUCGGAGCGCACUGAUUACCAUUCCGAGCACAGCACCUCUGGUCAGAAAUGGAGCCGGGUCGGUGGUUGACAGUAGUCCGGGGGCAGGAGCAGGAGGAGGAGGGGGGCAUAUGAUGGCAGCAACCUUUCAGUCAAUCUGGAUUAACUCGCACUGAGCCCUGCGUCGCCAGCAAAAGCCCGUGAAAGCGAUACGAACAUCUGGCUGGAUUGAGCAGCACAGCACCAGUCACUCACAGCGCUGUAGAUAUUAAAGCAGCCUGUCGCUACAAAGGCGUUUUCUCUUCUGGAGGUGCACACAGGCGGAUGCGCAGUAGGAGGCGAUCCCGCACAGCUGCAGCCUCGCAGCCACACCGGGACCCUUCAGGUUGCGUUUUACACUGUGUUUUUCACGACAGAAGGGGGAAGCUGAGGCACAUAUCCCCGGUUGCUGCGACGGGAUCGGCGGAGGAGUCGUCCUUUAUAUGCUGGUCAUGGAUUUCUUGAAGGGCAUCGCUGGUUUCGCAGGCCGUCACAUGUUAUAGGAGCCAAGACGCGUGUUUCGGGACACCUGAAUUAUCUCCAAGAGGCACCGUCGGUCCCAUUUUAGGCGGAAUGCUCUCAGCCCUCCUGGGAGGACAUCAGCUCAUACCCACCCUCCUCUCUGACUCGGCUGGAUGUUUCAUCUGCAAGGUGUAUUAACCUGACUGAAGAGCCAAAUGGAGUCUCUCCUGGUUUAUCUGAUAGUCCUCGGUGUGGCUGUGAAGGCCCACAAAGUUCAGAUCUGCCCCAAACGCUGCGUCUGCCAGGUGCUGAACCCCAACCUGGCGACUCUGUGCGACAAAAAGGGGCUCCUCUUCGUGCCCCCGAACAUCGACAGGCACACGGUGGAGAUGCGUCUCGGGGAUAACUUUGUCACCAGCAUCAAACGCAAAGACUUUGCCAACAUGACCAAGCUGGUGGACCUGACGCUCUCUCGGAACACUAUCGGCUCCAUCGCGCCCCACGCUUUCAAAGACCUGGAGAACCUGCGAGCGCUUCACCUCGACAGCAACCGGCUGGCCCGCAUCCUCAACGACACCUUCAGCGGCAUGUCCAAGCUGCACCACCUCAUCCUCAACAACAACCAGCUCACACACAUCCAGAUCGGGGCCUUUAAUGAUCUGACAGCGCUGGAAGAGCUGGAUUUAUCCUACAACAACUUGGAGAGUGCGCCAUGGGUGGCCAUUCAGAGGAUGUCCAACCUCCACACACUCAAUUUGGACCACAACAUGCUCAGCUACAUCCCAGAGGGCACUUUCUCUGGGCUGCAGAAGCUCAAGAGGCUGGAUGUGACCUCCAACAAGCUCCAGAAGCUUCCACCUGACCCUAUUUUCCAAAGAGCAGGGGUCCUGGCCACCUCUGGGAUAAUGGGGCCUACGUCGUUCGCGCUGAGCUUCGGGGGGAACCCGCUGAGGUGUAACUGUGAGCUGCUGUGGCUGCGGAGGUUGCGGAGGGAGGAUGAUCUGGAGACCUGUGCCUCACCGCAGCACCUCGCCGGACGCUAUUUCUGGACAGUUUCCGAGGAAGAGUUCCUGUGUGAGCCUCCUCUCAUCACCAGGCACUCUCAGGAGCUGCGAGCUUUGGAGGGUCAGAGUGUGACUCUGCGCUGUAAGGCCAGGGGCGACCCCGACCCCAUCAUCCACUGGAUCGCUCCUGACGGACGCCUUAUGUCCAACUCCUCCCGGGCCGCGGUCCACACAGAUGGCACGUUGGACAUCCUCAUCAGCACUGUCAAGGACUCCGGUUCCUUCACCUGUGUGGCCUCCAACCCAGCAGGGGAGGCCCAGCAGACGGUGGAUCUGGUCAUCGCUAAACUCCCUCAUAUCACCAACAACACAGUCGCAGAGCAGGAGCCCGACCCCGGAUCAUCAGAUAUCGCCACGGUGACUAAAACGGGGGCAGAGGCGGGAGGGCUGCCUCUGGGGAACGCCAAGACGAGCCAGGAGAAGAAAGUGGUGAUUGCUGAGGCCACGUCCACCUCGGCCAUGGUCAAGUUUAACUUCCAGAGGAGUAUUCCUGGAAUACGCAUGUUCCAGAUCCAGUAUAAUGGCACCUAUGAUGAUUCACUGGUUUACAGGAUGAUACCCCCCACCAGUAAGAGCAUCCUGGUAAACAACCUGGCGGCUGGAACGCACUACGACUUGUGUGUGCUGGCCAUCUACGAUGACCAGGUGACCUCGCUGACCGCCACCCGGGUGAUAGGUUGUAUCCACUUCACUACAGAGCCGCAGUACCUGAGAUGCCAUUUCAUGCAGUCUCAGUUUCUUGGCGGCACUAUUGUGGUUAUCAUCGGAGGGAUUAUUGUGGCCUCAGUGCUCGCUUUUAUCAUCUUCCUCAUUGUGCGCUACCGGGUGUGUAACCAAGGAGAUGCAGAUAAGGCUCUAGAGAUGGGGGAUAUUCGGUCACUGAGCAGUGAUGGACAACUACAAGGCUGUGGAAUUCCCAAGUCCCUGUCCAAGCAGGUCCUGCGUCCAGAGAAGAAUGACAAGGAGUGCCUCCGAGUUGCCCUGCCGCCCGCAGAGCCAGCCAAGCAGCGACCUCCGGUUGUUGUAGCCACCACCAAACCCUCUGUCCCUGACUGCACUGUCUCUACCUCUGCUGCCAGCCACAGCUGGCAUCCGGCCUCCCCGGGCGCCCCAAGACCCAAACGUUCCAGCGCUCCGCCCAAACCCUCAGAGUCUCGCCGAGCCGAAGCUCAGGCAGAUGUCGAGCUGGAUAACAUGAACCGGAAUAACUCGUCAGAGGUUAAAAUGACCACAGCCGUUGCUCUGGCUGUUCCUGGCCAGCCCACCAAAUGGACUGCUGUUCCCAGGGGUCCACGGCCCCAACAGGCCGCUCGACAUUACAUGACUGUGCCUGCAGGGGGGGUGAGGGUGAACCGCAGGCACUCCCUUAACGCAGACUCAUAUAGGGAGCGGUGCUACUUGGCCUACCCCAAACCCGGGGCCAGCCUGCGCUCCAAGCGUAGCCUGUCAAUGAGCGGAGAGCUGCCGCAGCUGGAAGGCACGACAAACAUUCACCGGGCCAGGGACAAGCUCUCCAGGUCUGAGUGGCUUCUGGAGAGCACUUUAUGAUUUGGAGUUUAUGACCUGCGUUCUCUUGUUUUCUUGGAUUGGAUUUGUGGCCCGUUGUGGAACAGACAGGGAUUUUACGCCUUGUGUUGAGCUUGUGCGCUCUCUACUGAGGGACCUGUAAGCUUCCCUCAUAUACUGUGUAUGGGGUCAAGGCAGGCGUACAGGGUUAUGGGAAACGUUUCACAUUUGUUUUCUACCUUAUAACCUAUCAAAGUCGUCUUUGCAACGACGUUUGAUCAAACUUUGAUGAAAGGCACAACGAUGUAUAAAACAAAUUCAUGUACAAAAAUGUUAAGUUGUGUGAGAUGCUGUAUAUCUCAGUACAACCAUAAGUGUCCAUGUGGUAUUGAAUGCAGUAACCUGGACAUACUGUAUUAUAACAAAGAAAGAAGCACACAGGGGAGGGGUUAUUAUACUCGCGGUCUCAUUGCCUGUUACUGAAAGUGAUACAAUCUCUGUAGACUCUGAACAUGAUUCUUGUCUCCAGCUCUACACACAAACGGUGACAUGUCUUAAUUACCUUGGCGGUGGUUUGGGGAGAUUACGAAUGUGCUUUACAUCCCAGAGGUGUUGGAACAGAAUGUAGUAGACAGACAGCGCUCCAUCUUUUCAUCCCGACACUCCCGAGACGCAGCACAAUGCAGUAUUUUUGUGGCACAAGUCGACUCGAGCCUAAUACUGCCCUCCGGUUUGAAUCGAUACAUUUUUAUCACAUAAUUACAUAAAGACUCAACCCUGAUAGGAUUCCUGUCACGACUGAUUUGAGCGACAAUUGAGCCAACACCGACAGCAUGACAGGUGGGGGAAGUAAUCUGAUACCAGGUGUGGAUGAGAUCCAGAGGAAUGGUGCAUUUCCAUAUUUUUUACGUACUGACGUUAUCAUGUCACGCCGAUGACAACCAUUGUAAAUUAACUUGUCGAUGUAAGAGAAACGAUAAUCACAAGUAUGGGAGGACGUCGGCUCUUGAUUUUGCUGUUGUUUCUGUUUGAUGUUUACCAGUAUAAAUAAACCAGUGAUAAA
This is a messenger RNA of Epinephelus fuscoguttatus (brown-marbled grouper), 4398 nucleotides long. RefSeq names its product leucine rich repeat and fibronectin type III domain containing 5b (gene lrfn5b). Lineage: Eukaryota; Metazoa; Chordata; Actinopteri; Perciformes; Serranidae. The transcript has 6 exons. Gene Ontology annotation, molecular function: protein binding. The record is from RefSeq and is a predicted model, not a curated record. The coding region runs from base 981 to 3377 and encodes 798 amino acids.